Molecule: messenger RNA, 1993 nt
Organism: Haliaeetus leucocephalus (bald eagle)
Lineage: Eukaryota; Metazoa; Chordata; Aves; Accipitriformes; Accipitridae
Gene: PRCC
Product: papillary renal cell carcinoma (translocation-associated)
Exons: 7
Coding region: 31-1599 (522 amino acids)
Cellular component (GO): nucleus
Source: RefSeq, a predicted model, not a curated record
CCCGCGGAGGCCGGCCCUCCUCGGAGGGCCAUGUCCCUGGUGGCCUAUGCCAGCAGCGAAGAGGAGAGCGAUGCGGAGGAGGCCGCGGGCGAGGAGGAAGAAACCGCCGCUCCGCCUCCUGCCGCAGCCCAGCAGCCCCCGGUCCGGGGGCUCUUCGCCACCUUGCCUCCCCCCAAAGCCCCCGUGAUGCCCCCGCUGCCCCCGCCUCACCAGCCCCUGGGCAGCGGCUUCCCCUUGCCGCCGCCCCCCCCUUUCCUUAUGGGCCCCCCGCCUGGUAUGAGGGGCUUCAGCACCCCUCCGCCGGGCAUGAGCCCGGCCCAGGCCUCGACCGUCAGCCUGCCUGAGCUGGCCGCCAGCGGGGACGGUAGCGGGGAGCAGCCCAGGCUGGGGGGGCUCCUCCUGCCUCCCCCGAGGAACGCUACCACCACGACCGCUGCCUCUACCCUCAACUUGCCCCCUCCUGUCUCGGCCUCUGGUGCUCUGCCCGGGGCUGGGGUGGAUUUGAGCCUCCCCAAGCCAAAGAAGAGGACAGAGCCGGUGCGGAUCGCGGUGCCCGAGUUGCACAAGGGAGAUUCAGAUUCAGAGGAAGAUGAACCAACAAAGAAGAAAAAUACUCUUCAGGGACGUGGCGAGGGCUCUGGCUUGUCCGCUUUGCUUCCUCAACCCAAAAAUUUGACAGCGAAAGAGACCAAUCGGUUACUUUUGCCCUACGCUUUCUCGAGGAAAGCGGGAGAAAACGCCUCCGACCCAAAGCCUGCUAAGGGCCCAACCUCUUCCUCCAAAGCAAAACCUCUGUCCAAGCCAGCGGUGCCCACAACUCCUUCUCCGUCUGCCAUCAAAGCUGCUGCGAAGAGCGCUGCCCUGCAGGUAACGAAGCAGAUCACGCAGGAAGAGGAUGACAGUGAUGAAGAGGUCGAGCCAGAGAACUACUUCUCCUUGUCUGACCGGAGCGAGCCCAGCAUUGUGGGUGCUGAGACAUACAUGUACUCUGGCACGGUGGUGUCGGAGGACCCACCUCCUGGGACAGAGACAGAGCCCCAGUUCCAGGAUGCUGCUGCUAAUGCCCCGCUGGAGUUCAAGACGGGUGCGGGCUCCAGUGGUGCUCAGCACAGCUGGGUGCCCAAACCCGGAGAAGACUAUGGCAGCCAGCCAUACAGCCAGUUCCCUGCCUAUGGCGAGGCCGGUGUGGCUGGUGCUUAUUAUCAGGAUUACUACAGCAGCGGGUACUACCAGGAGAUGGAACCAGCCCAGGCACCGCCGCAGGAGAUGAGCACCGACUCCUCCUUCAUAGAUGAUGAAGCGUUCAAGCGUCUGCAAGGCAAACGGAAUCGAGGGAGGGAAGAGAUCAACUUUGUGGAUAUCAAAGGUGACGAUCAGCUGAGUGGAGCCCAGCAGUGGCUGACCAAAUCCUUAACAGAGGAGAAGACCAUGAAAUCGUUCAGCAAGAAAAAAGGAGAUCAGCCCACGGGACAGCAAAGGAGAAAACACCAGAUCACAUACCUGAUCCAUCAGGCAAAGGAAAGAGAACUGGAACUGAAAAACACAUGGUCUGAAAACAAGCUCAGCCGACGUCAGACUCAAGCCAAAUACGGAUUCUAACACCUCUGUCCCACUUUUUGGCUGUUGUCCCAGGUGACCUACUGCGUCAGACUUCUGGCCUUCUGGAGAUCAACCAGGCCCCGUGCAGAACGCGGUCUGCUCGGCGGGUGGGAGGAUACUGCACUCCCCUGCCUGCCAGGAGAAAGGUUUAAUGCAAGCCAGUCCCGAAACUCCAUCUGUAAUUUUUCCCCUCCCUCCUUAUAAACGAUAACGUGGAAGGUUCAGACCAAACCUGUUUCAUACGACUGAUGACAGUCUGAGGCAGCUGCAGGGAACGUGCCUGGUGCAAGGCUUGGAGCUUUUGUCCUGUAGGUACAGGGGCUACUCCUCCUUCGACGUAGCCUCGCCACUGGAACCUUAGGCAGAGUCUCAAUAAACUUCCAAGUUCCACUUU